This is a messenger RNA of Alexandromys fortis (reed vole), 4433 nucleotides long. RefSeq names its product SUV39H1 histone lysine methyltransferase (gene Suv39h1). The record is from RefSeq and is a predicted model, not a curated record. Gene Ontology annotation, molecular function: zinc ion binding; protein binding; histone H3K9 methyltransferase activity. Gene Ontology annotation, cellular component: nucleus. Bases 1374 to 2726 code for a protein of 450 amino acids. The transcript is spliced from 6 exons. NCBI's taxonomy places the organism in Eukaryota, Metazoa, Chordata, Mammalia, Rodentia, Cricetidae.
GGGGUCGGGGCGGCCCCCGGGGGGGCGCGACCGCAGGUGGCACGCAGGCUCGAGGAGGGACGGGCCCGGAGCGGGGACGAGGCGCCGGAGUCGCGCCGGGCCUUGGCUCGGGAAAGUGCUUGCCCGGGUUUCGGAGGACGCCCGCGCGCCCGGGAGGACCGCGUUCUGAUGGCUUUAGGUUUUAGCCUUUUCUAAAGAUGGCAGUGGGUCGCUUUAGCAGACAGUUAGCCUCAAGUGUCUUCUGACAGGGUUGGGUUACAAACAUGGCUUCGGGAGCGCACUCGAGGGUGCGUUUUGAAGCAGGGGUGUGUACGUGAAAGCCGCUUGGCGACCCCGUGUGUGUCAGUGACUUGCCGCAUGGACUGUUUACAUUUUCGCGAAUUGAGAGCACAGCCCUCUGGGGUCACAGGAACGUGAAAUGAGAAAGCAAGGGAUAAUGCAGCCUGAAAAAACAGCCCAGACUAAGUCGAGGAAGCUUCCAGUAAUGUUACUGCCUCCCCCCCCCCCCCGAGACUGGGUCUCACUGUGGGAUUUAGUAUUUUGACCAGGCUGGCCUCGAACUCACAGAGAUCUUGAGAUUUGCCUGCUUCUGCCUCCCUAGUGCUAGUACCGCUACUCCCCGCUUAAUGUGACACCUUUCCACAAUCUUUAUAAUUCCAAAAUCUAAAAAGCCCCGAAAGUAGAAGUCUUUUUCUUAGAUUUGUCACUAAUCGUGGCAGAUGAUGAUUUUUUUGUUUGGUUUUUCAAGGCAGGGUUUCUCUGUAGCCUUGGCUGUCUUGGAACUCCCGCUGUAAACCAGGCUGGCUUUGAACUCGUAUCUGCUUUCCUCUGCCUCCUGAGUGCUGGCGCCUCCACUGACCAGCACUAAAGGGGAUCUUUAAAAGUGGGAUUAUUCAGUGAGGUUAUUUAAUGUAGAAAAUUCAGGCUUUCGGUGUAGAUGUGUUUGCUGUUAAUGUGUUUGAUUAUGGAUGGCUUGAUAUGUUAGAUCCUGCUAUGAAUGUGUCUAAAGUUACAUUUUUUAAAUCCCCUAAUUUUUUAAUUCCAAAAUAUGUGGUCCAGGUGUUUCAGCUAAGUGGUUAAAGACCUUUCUUUACAGAUAACACCUCUUGUGCCCUAGGGAUAUUCAUCCUAACCCCACCCCCGCCCCUUAGGCAAUGCACCCUACUGAGCUAGGGAGCUGUUUCUUUCUUUUGCAAAGUGGGAAGAGGGGUGAUUAGAUCUUGAACCUAAGGCAACUUUGCAGGCAGUUUUUGGAUCUUGGGAGUUCUGGCAGUAGAUCCUUUUACAGACAGUUCAUGCUGUAAGCUGCUCCAUUUUCUGCCUUGCUGUUCCAUGGUUAGGGGCCAGGGUUUAGAUCCUUUUACAGACAAUUCAUGCUGCAAGCUGCUCCAUUUUUCUGCCUUGCUGUUCCAGGGUUAGGGGCCAGGGUUUGGAGUAGAUUCUCCCAGAAGAGGGGAUGGGUCCUUUCUCGAAGAACUGGAUUCCUCCGUGUACAGGGAAAGAAAGGCUGCCGUGUAUGUUGCAAAUCGUCCUGGAAUCAGCUUCAGGAUCUGUGCCGACUAGCCAAGCUUUCUUGUCCUGCCCUUGGCAUUUCUAAGAAGAAUCUUUAUGACUUUGAAGUCGAGUACCUGUGUGAUUAUAAGAAGAUCCGUGAUCAGGAGUACUACCUGGUUAAAUGGCGUGGAUAUCCUGAGUCAGAGAAUACCUGGGAGCCACGGCAGAAUCUCAAAUGUGUGCGCAUUCUCAAGCAGUUCCACAAAGACUUAGAAAGAGAGCUGCUCCUCCGGCAUCGCCUGUCAAAGCCGCCCAGGCACCUGGACCCAAACUUAGCCAACUACCUGGUGCAGAAGGCCAAGCAGAGGCGGGCACUGCAGCUCUGGGAGCAAGAGCUCAAUGCCAAGCGCAGCCACCUGGGACGCAUCACUGUGGAGAAUGAGGUAGACCUGGAUGGCCCUCCACGGUCCUUUGUCUAUAUCAAUGAGUAUUGUGUUGGUGAGGGCAUCACCCUCAACCAGGUGGCUGUUGGCUGUGAGUGCCAGGACUGUCUGUUGGCUCCCACUGGAGGCUGUUGCCCUGGAGCAUCCUUGCACAAGUUUGCCUACAAUGACCAAGGCCAGGUGCGGCUGAAAGCUGGUCAGCCCAUCUACGAGUGCAACUCCCGAUGUUGCUGUGGCUAUGAUUGCCCUAACCGUGUAGUCCAGAAAGGCAUCCGCUACGACCUCUGCAUCUUCCGCACUAAUGAUGGGCGAGGCUGGGGUGUCCGCACGCUGGAAAAGAUCCGCAAAAAUAGCUUUGUUAUGGAGUAUGUGGGAGAGAUUAUUACCUCAGAGGAGGCAGAGCGGCGGGGCCAGAUCUACGACCGCCAGGGCGCCACCUACCUCUUUGACCUGGACUACGUGGAAGACGUAUAUACCGUGGAUGCCGCCUAUUAUGGCAACAUCUCUCAUUUUGUCAACCAUAGUUGUGAUCCCAACCUGCAGGUGUACAACGUAUUCAUAGACAACCUUGAUGAGCGACUACCCCGCAUCGCUUUCUUUGCCACAAGAACCAUCUGGGCGGGCGAGGAGCUCACCUUUGAUUACAACAUGCAAGUGGACCCCGUGGACAUGGAAAGUACCAGAAUGGACUCCAACUUUGGCCUGGCUGGGCUCCCUGGCUCCCCCAAGAAACGGGUCCGUAUUGAAUGCAAAUGUGGGACAACAGCUUGCCGAAAAUACCUCUUCUAAGCCCUGAGAAGUUUGAGGCCACACUAAUUGAAGGGGCCCGAAGCCACCUUCCUCUACUGCUGCCCUCUUGUCAAGAAUGACCAUCAGAGCCUUGUCUGCCUCUACUUGUCCUCAUCUGCCCCGACCUGUUGCCCACCUGCUCUGCUCCAAGGUCAGGGCUGUGGUGAGGACUGACUCUGGGUACCCUUUCUCUGCUCCUUGCCCUGUCCCAGGCCCAUCAGGCAUUGCACUUAAAAUUCCCAGCCCCAUUUUCAGGAGUAUAUUUUUCACGUCAGGAUUCCCUGAAGUUGGAAUUCAUGUUAUGUCAUGGAAGUCUAAAGAGUGAGGAACUCAGCCCCAGAAAUGAUUUUUUUGGACGGCAUUUCUGUAACUCUAUGUAGUUCAGGCUGGUUUUAGACUCUUAAUCCUCCUGUCUCAGCUUUCUACAUGCUGUGCAUAUAGGUGUAGACCCAGCUAAGAUUUUUCUUUUAAUUGCUUCUGCUUGGAGCCUUUGCGACAUGUUGCAGGCCUCUUCACUGUUCUUAAGUUUGAGGAAGCAACCCCCAGGCAGACAUACAUCAGAGCUCAGAGAGAUACCAGACUUAACUGUAUCAACAACCACAGAGCCUUUGUAGUCGUAAAAGAAAAGGGGGUCUCUAGGGCUAGUUGGAUAAGACUGGUUCUGCUCAUCAUGCUUUUGAUGCUGGGUAGUAUUGACCUUAAGACCCACAGGGUCUCAGAGUUGCAAGUCUGAGAAGCAGUUGCCCAAGUGCUACCAAAAUGGGGGUGGGGUGAAUACCUCUUUGAAAGCUCCACAGGAAGGUUAGGACUGAGUUUUACCAUCCGGGAGUAAAGAGUUUUAGAUGUGCUGGAAACCCUGCCUUGGCAUGUAAUACCACUGGAACUACUAGAAGCUGAAACCAAGAUAUAGUCUGUAGAUAGCACUUAAGACAAUAAUGUGCAUUGACCAGAAGUUGAGGUGCCAGGCACUGGGUCCAUAUGGAUUGUCUCAGGGAUGCCUUGAAAACCACAGCAGUGGAGCCCAGGACUAGGCCAAAAAUGAUUGGGGAGAACUUAUUCACUAGAAUAUGGUGAGAUGAGAGCUAAGCCCCCUUUUACUUGUCAGCUUCUUCAAGUACUUACCUGGUCCACUAGUCUCAAAAGUUAAACUGCCUAGAAAUGUACAAAAGGCGAAGAUUCUGAUGGCUGCCUUGCCCCCUGCUCUCCUCCAUUUUCUUCAGGAAGCCUUUCCUGACUUCCUGUGCCCAGAGUGUCCCUAUGUGAGACUGUGCACCCUGCUACCGGAUCUCUGUGUCUGUAUGUGUCCUGCCCACACCUCCAAGGCUGACCUUCAGGCAUGGACUGAAUCUGGUUCUCUUGUGUACCCCUCAGCCCUCCCCAGCCUGGAGUGUGCAUCAAUAAAUUGCGUUGUUGAAAACUAGAAACUGAAGCUGGGGCUGCCCUAGAAUGUAGUGUAAAAAGGUCAAGUCAUCUGACUAAUCUUCCCAUUUGGGGCCCCUAAAGUGGUCUUGCUACAUAACUUCCAUUUUAAAAAUACACUUAAGGGGGCUGGAGAUAUGGCUCAGUGGUUAAGAGCACUGGCUGCUCUUCCAGAGGUCCUGAGUUCAAGUCCCAGCAACCACAUGGUGGCUCUGUACUGAGAUAUGGCGCCCUCCUCUGGCGUGCGGGCAUACAUCGAGGCAGAAUGUUGUAUACAUAAAAAGUAAA